Molecule: messenger RNA, 411 nt
Organism: Staurois parvus
Lineage: Eukaryota; Metazoa; Chordata; Amphibia; Anura; Ranidae
Source: the annotation of a GenBank genome assembly
UUUGAACUCCUAGGCGAUCGCAGCAGACGUGGGAGUGGGUACCUGUCUGCAGUCUUUGGUCAUCUCCUGUACUAUGUCUGCAGUCUCUGGUCAUCUCUUGUAGUAUGUCCACAGUCUCUGGUCAUCUCAUGUACUAUGUUCGCAGUCUCUGGUCAACUCCUGUACUAUGCCCGCAGUCUCUGGUCAUCUCCUGUACUAUGUCUGCAGUCUCUGGUCAUCUCAUGCACUAUGUCCGCAGUCUCUGGUCUCUAUGUCCGUCUGGUCACUCCUGUACUAUGUCCGCAGUCUCAGUCUUUUGGUCAUCUCCUGUACUAUGUCUGCAGUCUCUGGUCAUCUCCUGUCAUCUCCUGUACUAUGUCCGCAGUCUCUGGUCAUCUCCUGUACUAUGUCCGCACUCUCUGCUCAUCUCCU